Molecule: messenger RNA, 3140 nt
Organism: Amaranthus tricolor (Joseph's coat)
Lineage: Eukaryota; Viridiplantae; Streptophyta; Magnoliopsida; Caryophyllales; Amaranthaceae
Product: transcription factor GTE4-like
Exons: 6
Coding region: 330-2444 (704 amino acids)
Molecular function (GO): protein binding
Source: RefSeq, a predicted model, not a curated record
GCCCCUUUUUGCAAAUAUUUCUCUCAAACCCUAAUUUAUCUUUCUCUCUCCUCGACGGCUCAUUUCUUCCCUCUUUCUAUUUAUCUCUUCUCAAUCCCCCGAUUUCUACACUCAAUUACCAUCCAUCUCCCUCCAAUUAUUUAGAUUGAUUCUAUUUCUACAAUCAUCAAUAAUUUAAGGGUUUAAUCAGAUCUACUUCUUUGUUCGGUGAAUUCUUAGGGUUCCGAUCUAAAACCCUAGUUUUCGAAAUUCGACACCAAUCGAAAGUUAGGGUUUUUCAGGGGAUUAAUUUAUUAGGGUUUUUGGAGCUGGAAGAAGACCGUACAUGUAUGGCUUCUGGGACUUUAGGAGCUGAUGAGCUUCCCAAAGAGAAAUAUAAAUGGAGUGAAAACAGUAAAGUUUAUACUCGUAAGAAUUUCAGAAAGAAAAACAAUGUUUUGAAGAAUCCUGAUUCUUCAACCACCACAACUGUUACCGCCAACACCAAUUCUCCUGCUGCUGUCGUUGCCUCGAAAGCCCCUGAAAAUGAAAACAAUAAUGAAAAGAGCAUUUCUUUGAAGGAAAACAAUGUUCCAAACAAUCAUGUUGUUGUCAAUGGUGUCACUACCCCUGCCAGUAACAAAAGUAGCAGUUACAACAGUGUUGACAACCAUGAGAAUGACAAGAAUACUAAUGAUGUUCAGCAAAACCUUCCGUCUUCAUCUUCUUCUCCGAAAGGGGCUGUUGAACAAGCCAAUUCAUCACAGCCACAGCAGAAUUUGUCUCAUGUAGAUACUAUUUCUGGGGAUUCCUUUAGUCUUAAUCGCGCUGAAGCACCUCAUCCUGAUGGACAUGAUGGGAAUUUGGGUAAUGGGUCUGUGUUUAGAUCCUUGGCUAUUCAGGUAGGUGAUAGGUUGAAUAUUAGUGUUUCAGCAGCUAGGUCAAUUGAGGAGAUUAGAGACUUGAAAAGGAAAUUAGAGGAUGAGCUUGAUGAAGUUAGGAAAAUGGCAAAAAGGCUUGAAGCUAAGGAGGUUGAGAUUAAUCAGUAUUCUAGUGAUAUUGGGGUUGAAAGCAAUGUUCCUGUAGGUGGAACCGAGAUAAGGGGUAGCGGUAUGCGGAUGGAUUCUGAUACAGGUUCAGUUCCUUAUAAUGACCCUAGGCCGUUUAGGCAACUUACUGUCUCUGUCAUGGAUAACAAUCAUCACCAUGGAUAUGUUGGUGAAAUUGUUGAGAAGGAGAAGAGGACUCCCAAGGCCAAUUCUUUGUAUCGAAAUUCGGAGUUUCUUCUGGGUAAGGAUAAGCUCCCACCGGAGAGUAUUAGGAAGACGAAGUCUAGUGGAGGCAAGAGGCAUAGUGGGUCAGAAUUUGAUUAUGGGUUUAAAAUUGAUAAGAAAAGUUUUAGCAAAUGUAGUAGUUUGCUUCAGAAGAUAAUGAAACACAAGCAUGGGUGGGUGUUCAAUCAACCUGUGGAUGUAAAGGGGCUUGGUUUACAUGAUUAUUUCGAUAUUAUAAAGCAUCCAAUGGAUUUGGGCACAGUGAAGACUAGGUUGGCAAAGAAUUGGUACAAAACUCCUAGGGAAUUUGCAGAGGAUGUGAGACUUACUUUCCAUAAUGCCAUGACCUAUAAUCCUGCAGGGCAAGAUGUUCAUAUCAUGGCUACAGAGUUGCUUGAUAUGUUUGAAGAGAGGUGGCCUGCUAUUGAAUCAGAAUAUGAUCAAAAAUUGAGGAGCCAAAUGAUGGGUGAUUUGGGGGUGCCAACUCCGACAUCUAGGAUGACUUAUUCCCAUGCUCGUGGUUCGGUUCCUAUGACCUUUGCUCCGCCUCCACAUAUACAAACCCCUCGAACUUUCCAUGAUAUGAGAAAUUUGGAGAGGUCACAAUCCAUGCCUGUUCGUCCACAAUCAACGCCGAAGUCUACAUAUUCGGUGGGGAGAAAGCCUGCUUUACAAAAGCCAAAAGCUAAGGAUCUCAAUAAAAGGGAUAUGACUUUUGAGGAGAAGCAAAAGCUUGGCACUAAUCUUCAGAAUUUACCUUCUGAAAAGCUUGAUUCUAUAGUUCAGAUCAUUAGAAGGAGGAAUUCAGCUUUGUCACAACGUGAUGAUGAGAUUGAAGUGGAUAUAGACAGUGUUGAUACUGAGACACUUUGGGAGCUUGAUAGAUUUGUAACAAAUUACAAGAAGAGCUUGAGCAAGUAUAAGAGGAGAGCUGAACUUGCUCAAGCUAGAGCAGAAGCUGCACGGGCUGCUCAAGAAUCAAUUCCAGCUCCUGCAAAUAUUCAAAUGCCUAGAGAAACCACAGCAGAUGAAGGGAACGUUGCCGGUUCUCCUCGUGCUCAACCGGAAAGGCAUAGUGAUAAUGCUAGUGGUUCAAGUAGCUCGAGCGGUUCUAGUAGUGACUCAGGAUCCUCUUCUAGUGAUUCAGAUAGUGAUAGCUCUUCUGCUUCUGAUUCAGAUGGAGGCCAUUAACAUAGAAUCUAAUUGUCUAAGUAUUAGGCUGUUAGAUGCAAUAGUACGUGCUGAUGGAUGCAGAACUGCAAAGCUUAUGCAUUCUGCUUGAUGUUGCUGCUCAGUUUGUGGCUUUUGGCUCGCCAUCAUCAUAAGUAGACACCUUUUUUACAUCAAUGGUCGUAAUACAUAGGUUUUGUAUCAUAAUCUUUGCGUUGGUGAUUUCGAGUCUCGAGAUGCUGGUGUAGCGAUUGUACAUUUUUGCUUAAAUGCUACUCACAUUUCUGCGUUAAGUAUUUUUAUGUUAGGCAAAGAUGACAUACUUGAUUAUUACUGUCUACCGGCGUACAUAUAGGGAGGUAAGUAAUUCCUGUAGGAUUGUAGGUGGAUUAGACAUGAAUUUGUUUCCAAAUUAGCGUUUAGCGAUGUACUGUAAUUUAUUUAUUUGUACCGAGGAUAGAUGGAAUUCUUUCGGUGUCUAGUUUGUUUGCAUCGUAUUUGUUUUGAGUUCGAGUGCUCGAUCAUCACCCAAUAUUUUGGUCUUUUUUUGUUGUGCUUUCGGCCUCUUGGUCACAUACAGAAAUUGUAAGGAAACCUUAGAAGUCUCAACACCAAACAGCAUAAAUUGUACGUGCUUUCGGCCUCUCCUUCAAUUGCAUGUGAAGGCUGUCGGCUAUAUUCUGAAAUACUUGCAAGUGGUGAUAUUGUGUGGGAAAA